Messenger RNA from Paramisgurnus dabryanus, 492 nucleotides. It is a transcript of the gene snrpe, whose product is annotated as small nuclear ribonucleoprotein polypeptide E. Gene Ontology annotation, cellular component: spliceosomal complex. Gene Ontology annotation, biological process: mRNA splicing, via spliceosome. NCBI's taxonomy places the organism in Eukaryota, Metazoa, Chordata, Actinopteri, Cypriniformes, Cobitidae. The record is from RefSeq and is a predicted model, not a curated record. Gene Ontology annotation, molecular function: RNA binding.
UUUUAUUGCGUCAUUCUACUUCCGCUACCCGGCCGCCAUUGAAACACAAGCGACCAACAAUGGCGUACAGGGGUCAAGGACAGAAGGUUCAGAAGGUUAUGGUGCAGCCCAUUAACCUUAUUUUCAGGUAUCUACAGAAUCGUUCUCGGAUCCAGGUGUGGCUUUAUGAACAGGUCAACAUGAGGAUAGAGGGAUGUAUCAUUGGAUUUGAUGAGUACAUGAAUUUGGUUUUGGAUGAUGCAGAGGAGGUUCACAUGAAGACUAAGAACAGAAAGCCGCUGGGACGAAUUAUGUUGAAAGGAGACAACAUCACAUUGUUGCAGAGUGUGUCCAAUUGAUCAUCUGUUCAUCUACUUUUUGUUUUGUAAGAGAUUGGUGAUUUUUACUUUGUUUUUGUUUGUCAAUAUUUAGACAUUUAUAUUGACUGAUGAAUAUAAAUAAUGUGGCUGUUCUUUUUUGAAUCUACAAAAAUUAAACCCUCUUUUUCCACAA